AUGUACGAGAACUGGCCUCUUCUUCGAACCCCAACAUUACUUCUGGGAGACUUUCUCAAAACCGCUUUCUCCAAUUCGAAUGGAGGUAGGAAAUUUCGAAUUCUUGAGAUCGGGGCCGGAACUGGCGGUACGACGAAGCACAUCAUCAAGUACCUCAGAAGUCACGGCAUUCCCUUCGAGUAUGUCUUGAUCGAUAUAUCGACGUCGCUAGUUUCCGCUGCGAAGAAGAAGUUCAAGGAAAUGUCCGAGGUUUUGGAUAUCGAGAAAGCCCCAAAAUGGGAGUAUGAGAACGCAUUCCACAUGAUCAUUGCCACGAAUUGUAUUCAUGCGAUAGGAAGCUUGAACCAGUCGCUAGUGACCCUCAACAAAAUGAUCCGCGAGGAUGGUGCCGUUGUUCUUGUUGAAAUCACACGAAACAUGUUCUGGCUUGAUAUUGUUGUUGGAUUGUUCGAGGGGUGGUGGCUAUUUGAGGAUAAUCGCACGCAUGCUUUGGUGAAUGAGAACAUUGGGAAAAGGAGAUGA
Molecule: messenger RNA, 522 nt
Organism: Talaromyces marneffei
Lineage: Eukaryota; Fungi; Ascomycota; Eurotiomycetes; Eurotiales; Trichocomaceae
Exons: 1
Coding region: 1-522 (173 amino acids)
Source: RefSeq, a predicted model, not a curated record